AUGGUCUAUUCUGUGACUGUCUGGUGUUUUUGCUUUUCUCUUUUGGUUACGUCGUCAGCACAACGUGACGCAAAAGGAAGCAGUGGCCGUCACAUUCAGAAGCGUGACGUGCAAAGUGCGUCUGUUGUUGGAAGUGCUCGCCUCACGUCCAAUCUGCAGGUAACUCCCUGCUUGACAAGCGACAGUGCAAAGCCACGCAACUGUCGUCAUGCCCUACAGCUGGGUCACAGCGUGAGUGGCAUCUACGAGAUUGAUCCACGUGACGGUUUGGGCUCAUUCGACGUGUACUGCGACAUGGAGACGGACGGCGGAGGAUGGACGGUAUUUCAACGCAGAAAAGAUGGAUCCGAAAAUUUUUAUCGCAACUGGAACGACUACGUGCAGGGAUUCGGACAUCUAUAUGGUGAAUUCUGGCUUGGACUAGACAAAAUCCACCGUCUGGCAACUAGUGUUGAUCUGAGGAUUGAUCUGAUGGCAUCUGACGGUGAAAAAGCUUACGCUCAGUAUGAGUACUUUACAAUAGGAGAUAGUAGGUCAUCCUAUGCACUGUAUUUUGGACAGUACAGUGGAAAUGCUGGAGACUCUCUUACAUAUCACAGAGGAAUGAAGUUUACCACAUCUGACAAAGACAAUGACUUACGAGGUGACAACUGUGCAGCUUCUAAUAAAGGCCCCUGGUGGUACAAGGCAUGUUCCACUUCUAAUCUCAACAGUCUAUACAAAUUUGGUGGCACAGGAUGGACACACGUAGUCUGGAACAGUUUCAAGAAAACCGCAUCUCUACAAAGGUCUUUGCAAAUAGCGAUUCCUCUAGAAUCAGCCAAUUCGCUAGUACUAAAUGAUGCGAGAGGGAGCGGCAGCAGUCACCUCCAGAAACGUGACGUGCAGAAUGAGUCUGUAGCUGAAGUCUCUUACGUCACGCCGUCAACUCUCCAGCUUUCUUGUCCGCUUACUGACAACGCAAAGCCACGCAACUGUCUUCAUGCCCUACAGCUGGGUCACAGCGUGAGUGGCAUCCACGGGAUUGAUCCACGUGACGGUUUGGGUUCAUUCGACGUGUACUGCAACAUGGAGACGGAAGGCGGAGGAUGGACGGGAUUCGGAAAGCUUUAUGGUGAAUUUUGGGUUGGACUAGACAAAAUCCACCGUCUGGCGACUAGUGUCGAUCUAAGGAUUGAUCUGAUCGCAUUUUAUGGCGAAAAAGCUUACGCCCAGUAUGAGUACUUUAAAAUAGGAGAUAAGGAAAGAAGGUCACCACAACUGCAUGAUAAAGACAAUGAUGACUUGGACGAUCGUAAAUUGGGCAAUAAUAACUGUGCAGUUGAUCGCGACGGCGCUUGGUGGUACAAGUACUGUUCAAAUUCUAAUCUCAACGCACAACGUGACGCAAAAGGGAGCAGUGGCCGUCACAUUCAGAAGCGUGACGUGCAAAGUGCGUCUGUUGCUGGAAGUGCUCGUCUCACGUCCAAUCUGCAGGUGACUCCCUGCUUGACCGGCGACAACGCAAAGCCACGCAACUGUCGUCAUGCCCUACAGCUGGGUCACAGCGUGAGUGGCAUCUACGAGAUUGAUCCACGUGACGGUUUGGGCUCAUUCGACGUGUACUGCGACAUGGAGACGGACGGCGGAGGAUGGACGGUAUUUCAACGCAGAAAAGAUGGAUCAGAAAAUUUUUAUCGCAACUGGAACGACUACGUGCAGGGAUUCGGAAAGCUUUAUGGUGAAUUCUGGCUUGGACUAAGCAAAAUCCACCGUCUGGCAACUAGUGAGGAUUGAUCUGAUGGCAUUUGAUGGUGAAAAAGCUACGCUCAGUAUGAGUACUUUACAAUAGGAGAUAGUAGGUCAUCCUACGCGCUGUAUUUUGGACAGUACAGUGGAAAUGCUGGAGACUCUCUCACAUAUCACAGAGGCAUGAAGUUUACCACAUCUGACAAAGACAAUGACUUGCACGGUAGUAACUGUGCUGCUCGUCAUAAAGGCCCUUGGUGGUACAAGUCAUGCUCCUAUUCUAAUCUCAACAGUAUAUACAAAUUUGGUGGCACAGGAUGGGCACACGUAGUCUGGCACAGUUUCAAGACAACUGCUUCUCUACAAAGAGUAGAAAUGAAACUAAAGUGAAAGAAGUUGUUGUCUUGACCAGCAGUACUGUACGUACUCAUGAUCACUUUUGUGUCAGUCUUUGCAAAUGUAUUGCAUGUCUAAGCUGAAUGACACAGUGUUUGUGUGCAACAAGUAAAUGUUACCCUCUCACUCCCACAUAAAGUCUCACUCCACAAUGCUGUUAGAGACUCAUCACAGUAC
This is a messenger RNA of Corticium candelabrum, 2301 nucleotides long. RefSeq lists its product as uncharacterized. The transcript is spliced from 6 exons. NCBI's taxonomy places the organism in Eukaryota, Metazoa, Porifera, Homoscleromorpha, Homosclerophorida, Plakinidae. The record is from RefSeq and is a predicted model, not a curated record.